AUGCUUUCGUUGUGGUCUGCGGCAUUGCUGGUUGCCUUGCCCAUCCAGGCACAGUUCGUGGCCCCUCCAACGGACCUGAUCAAGACUAAAGGCUAUCUGGAUGUCCCCGUCCGGUAUAAGCAGGUUCCCAACGGUAUCUGUGAGACUGAUCCCAGCGUGAAGAGCUUUUCUGGAUACCUCGACGUGGCCGAGCACGAACAUAUAUUCUUCUGGUUUUUUGAAGCACGGAACCAAGACCCGAAAGAGGCUCCAUUAACUGUAUGGAUCAAUGGAGGGCCCGGGUCGUCAUCUAUGAUUGGACUUUUCCAAGAAAACGGCCCCUGUGGAGUAGACUCAAAUGGCUCGGUGUAUAACAAUCCGUACUCCUGGUCGAACGCGAGCAACAUGCUCUACAUUGACCAGCCCGUACAGACCGGGUUCUCCUACAGUAUCCCGGUUCCCGCCUAUGUUGACUCUGGCACAAGCAACGUGGUCAGUUUGCCUUCGACUAACUGCCCUGACUAUGCUGCUGGCCAGUCCUGUGGAACAUAUUCGUAUCCCAACAUCAGCCUGACGGCCAACUCCACCGACAACGCAGCACCCAACUUCUACCGAGCUCUGCAGGGCUUUAUGGGCGCUUUCCCGCAGUACUCGCGGCAGUCCUUCCAUUUCACCACGGAGAGUUACGGCGGCCACUACGGGCCCGUCUUCAACGAGUACAUCGAGCAGCAGAACGCUAAUCUCCCGCAUGGCGCCAAGAAGAUCAAGCUGGAAAGUGUGAUGAUCGGGAACGGAUGGUACGAUCCGAUCAUCCAGUAUCAGGCCUUCUACAACUUCACCGUCUACCCGGGCAACACCUACGACUACCUCCCCUACAACGACUCGAUCAGCUCCCUCCUAUACAACAACAUCUACGGCCCAGGCAACUGCUUGACACAGCUCCGCGACUGCGCCGCACGCGGCGACAACGCGAUCUGCAGCGUGGCGGACAACUUCUGCGCGAACGAGGUAGAGAGCAUCUACGACAACUACCUGGGACGCGACGAGUACGACAUCCGGGAGUUGACGCCGGACCCGUUCCCGUACGGGUUUUACGUGGACUACCUCAACACGGCGGCAGUGCAGGCGGCGAUCGGGGCGGUCGUCAACUUCACGGAGAGCAACAACGCGGUGUCGGCGGCCUUCUCGUCCACGGGCGACGACGGCCGACGCAUGCGCACCACGGACGAUUUCGCCGCGCUGCUGCAGCAGGGCGUCACGGUCGCCAUGUACGCCGGCGACGCGGACUACAACUGCAACUGGCUGGGCGGCGAGGCCGUCGCCGUCAAGGUCGGGGCGCCGGGCUUCCACGCCGCCGGGUACACGAACAUCUCUACCUCGGACGGCGUUAUGCACGGCCAGGUGCGCCAGGCGGGCCGGUUCGCGUUCGUGCGCGUCUACGAGAGCGGGCACGAGGUGCCGUUCUAUCAGCCGCUGUUGGCAUUGGAGCUCUUCGAGCGCGUCAUCGGUGGCAAGGACGUCGCGACGGGGAAACUCGAUGUGGCUUCGGGGUAUAGGACUGUCGGGGCGCCGAAGAGCACGUACCGCGAGGGGAAUGGCACCGUGCAGUGGCAGGUUUUAGAUCCGCUCGCGACGUAUAAUACUACUACCAAUGCGCCUAAUCCGGUCGAGGGCAAGAGAUUCCGCCGGAAGGGGUUGAGGAAGUCUGCGCUGCGCUUGCAGAUGUGA
Molecule: messenger RNA, 1707 nt
Organism: Aspergillus homomorphus CBS 101889
Lineage: Eukaryota; Fungi; Ascomycota; Eurotiomycetes; Eurotiales; Aspergillaceae
Product: alpha/beta-hydrolase
Exons: 3
Coding region: 1-1707 (568 amino acids)
Biological process (GO): proteolysis
Cellular component (GO): fungal-type vacuole
Molecular function (GO): serine-type carboxypeptidase activity
Source: RefSeq, a predicted model, not a curated record